Penicillium expansum is the source of this 1245-nucleotide messenger RNA. Its product is annotated as putative C2H2 transcription factor. Gene Ontology annotation, biological process: regulation of transcription by RNA polymerase II. NCBI's taxonomy places the organism in Eukaryota, Fungi, Ascomycota, Eurotiomycetes, Eurotiales, Aspergillaceae. The coding region runs from base 1 to 1245 and encodes 414 amino acids. The transcript has a single exon. The record is from RefSeq and is a predicted model, not a curated record. Gene Ontology annotation, cellular component: nucleus. Gene Ontology annotation, molecular function: RNA polymerase II cis-regulatory region sequence-specific DNA binding; DNA-binding transcription factor activity, RNA polymerase II-specific.
AUGCCAGAGCGGUUUCCUCCGAAAGGCAGCGCCGACUAUUACGACUGGGAGUUCUCUUUUUCAUCCUCAGAAGAACUACCAUUUCAAAACAUCGUCUACAUUCCCAAUAUUCCCAACGCCGGCAACAUGUAUCCUAUUCGCCAGAAGUCUAAGAGUACCUACGGAACUGUGCCGGAUAUUGCUGGCUACCCGGCAUCCCCAGAGCCCCAACAGCUUGGGGUUCCGACCAAUAUCCCCACCAACACUCCAUCCAACUCUCACAUCUCCACUCUUCAGCAGAUGGACUUUAUGGACACCCAACCAGACCCGCGGGUCUUCCUAUCUCCGGGGAACUACUCCACUGGAAGAAGAGGAUCAAUAGACACCGACACAAUUGGUUCUCAAUACGCAUGGUCCACUGCGUCUAACGCAGAAAUUCUCUCAACCCCGUCUCGCAUGCCCUCCUUUGAGACCUCCAUCGGCCCCACCACAGCACCCUUCAUCCAAAGCUAUUAUCCCCCGGGAUCUCUACAGCUCGGCAUGAGCGGCCCGGGCGUGUCGGGUUAUACUCCGCAGCAAAUCGACAAAUGGUGCAUUGAGAGCGAACCAGCCGCGGAAUUCUAUCAGCCACAGCCAUUCUCAAACAUGGGUUCUAUGCACUAUCCGCCAUCAGCAGUAGUCCAACCUGAGCCUUACCCAGCAUUCAACAACCGGCUCGAUACUGCGAACGAGCAGUGGCUCUCCUGCCCACCCCAUUCAUCUAAUCAGGUCCCAGAAGCCUUCUUUUCACUCCCCCGAUCCGUCUCAGCUCCUCGAUCCGUCCCAGCUCCAACAAUCUCAAUCUCCUCAUCCCCACCACACUCCAUCUCCGACCCAGAGUCUCCACCGGCCGCCCCAGGCUCGGCUUCCGGCUCCGGCUCCGGCUCCAACUCGGGCGACCUAAGCAACUACGGUAUCCCAAUGGGCGACGGCACCUGGCGCUGCGCCCACCCGGGAUGUUCCUCCCGAGCUGUAUUCCAUCGAGGCUGUGAUCUGAGGAAACACUUCAACCGUCACCGCAAGUACCUUUUCUGUCGCCAUGAGGGAUGUUCCCAGUCUGCGAAGAAUGGAUUUAGCAGCAAGAAGGACCGUGCUCGUCAUGAGGCGAAGCAUAACCCUGGUGUCUUCUGUGAGUGGGAGGGCUGUGGGAAGGUCUUCAGUCGUGUUGACAAUAUGAAGGACCAUGUGAGGAGGAUCCAUCGGAAGAGGGAGGCUGGAAGGGCUUAG